AUGUGUGUACAUGAUAAUUUCCAUAUUUCUGAUUGUAAUUCAUUCAACACCUAUAUUUUUGGAGAGCUAUGUCGUGAUUUUGAAGGUUUUCCUAAUAUUGGAAAAAACUGUACCAAACAUUGCAAAAAAAAAAUGGCUAAAAUAGUAGAGAUUACAAUGAAGCAAUUUACAGAUAUUGCUAUAAAUUAUUAUAAGGAUUCCAAAUUGGGAAAAGAAUCAUCCGCCUAUUCAUAUAUUUUGUAUUGCAGAGGACCAAGAGAUGAUGAUGAAGAAGUUGAA
Dictyostelium purpureum is the source of this 279-nucleotide messenger RNA. RefSeq lists its product as uncharacterized. The annotation marks the transcript as partial. NCBI's taxonomy places the organism in Eukaryota, Evosea, Eumycetozoa, Dictyosteliales, Dictyosteliaceae. The record is from RefSeq and is a predicted model, not a curated record. The transcript has a single exon.